AUGAUAAACCCAAAGUCGUAUCCCGCGUGUCUUUGGUCGACCGAAACGACCCAAUUGGCCGCGCCACAAUCCCUGCAAACUCCGUCGAAACACAAAUGUAGUUGUACCGCUCAGCAAGCUCUCGUAACACCAUCAUCUCGCUCUCCAGGUUGUCCUUCCACACCUCCCGCACCAUCGGCUGGGCCUGCACGGGCUGCGGCUGUUUCUGGAUAUGCUGCUGGCUCAGUCUCUGCGCCGCCAAAACCGCCUGCUGUUGUUGGACCUGCUGUAGAAGCUGCUGCUGCUGCUGCUGUUGAAGCGUCGCCGCAAGAACCUGCUGCUGGAUGCUGCGGUUGUGCACCUGUGGCGACAUCAUCGAGCCCACCUUCUGUGGCGCAGCCAUCUGGCCCGGCUCCGCGUUGUUCAGAAACUGCGACAUGA
This is a messenger RNA of Ogataea philodendri, 420 nucleotides long. RefSeq lists its product as uncharacterized. NCBI's taxonomy places the organism in Eukaryota, Fungi, Ascomycota, Pichiomycetes, Pichiales, Pichiaceae. The coding region runs from base 1 to 420 and encodes 139 amino acids. The transcript is spliced from 2 exons. The record is from RefSeq and is a predicted model, not a curated record.